Danio rerio (zebrafish) is the source of this 2239-nucleotide messenger RNA. RefSeq names its product dihydrouridine synthase 3-like (S. cerevisiae) (gene dus3l). The record is from RefSeq and is marked validated. Gene Ontology annotation, molecular function: metal ion binding; mRNA dihydrouridine synthase activity; tRNA dihydrouridine synthase activity. Gene Ontology annotation, biological process: tRNA dihydrouridine synthesis; tRNA processing. Lineage: Eukaryota; Metazoa; Chordata; Actinopteri; Cypriniformes; Danionidae.
UUCUCCGCUGUGGUUUACAUGUGCAGAUACAGGACUUACUUGCAGGUUUCUGGGUCAGGAUUGUGUUAUGAUGAUGGACUCUACAGUGCUGGAGGCUGAAAGAGGCGCCGCCGCCAUUAAAUCACAGUUUCUCACCAGUAAAGAGAAGUUUCAUGAGUUCCUGUCGUCGGGCCGCUCGAGUCAGAAGAAUGAAGAAGAUCCAGAUGGAGGAGAACCAGAGAAGAAGAAGAUCCGGCUGGAGAAUGAAGGAGAAACAGCAGAACAGGAGAAGAAGAAGAUAAAGAUGAGAGGACAGAAUAAAAGCAGACCGCAUGUUAAACCACACACCUAUGAGGAUAAACGCCUCUGCACCUCCAUCAUUCAGGAGCGAGACUCUGUGUGUCCGUAUGGUGAGAAGUGUCGCUUUCUGCAUGAUGUGAGCGAGUAUCUGUCCACGAAAGCUGCGGAUCUGGGUGAUCAGUGUCACCUUUUCAACACCUUGGGGAAGUGUCCGUAUGGCCUGACCUGCCGCUACGCUAAAGCACACACCAGCGCCGAUCUGAAGAACAUGGUGAACACGGAGCUGUACAGAGCCUCUGCUGGCCGAGAAAACACCACCAACCUGCUGGACAAGGAGCUGCAGAAACGCCUGCGCAAAAAACAGCAGAGAUUCCCCGGAGCAGACGCAUUUCUGAAGAGCAUCAGCCGCGCACCCAGACCUGAACACAACAGCAGAGAGCAGAGAGAAAAACAUGAAGAUCAGAGACAAAAACAUGAAGAACAGAGAGAACAAACUGAUGAGCAGAGCAAAAAUACUGAAGAUCAGACACAAACUAAUAACCAAAGAGAAAACGCCAACAUUCAGAGCAAAAAUACUGAAGAUCAGAGACAAAGUGUGGAAGAUCCAAGCAAAAACGGUUCUGAUUCUGCCAAUAGACGAGAGACACAGGUUCCUCCUAUAAAGACCAUUGGGCCCAUUACUGAUGCCGACAUCAUCAAACUGAGACCCUGUGAAAAGAAACAGGUGGAUUUCAGAGACAAGCUGUAUCUGGCUCCUCUUACUACGUGUGGAAAUCUGCCGUUCCGGCGUGUGUGCAAGCGGUUCGGAGCUGACAUCACGUGUGGAGAGAUGGCCAUGUGCACUAAUCUGCUGCAGGGUCAGGCGUCUGAAUGGGCUCUUCUGAAGAGACAUGCCUCAGAGGACCUGUUUGGUGUUCAGCUGGAAGGAUGUUUUCCAGACACUAUGACCAGAUGUGCCGAGCUGCUCAACCAGAACAUCGAUGUGGAUUUUGUGGAUAUAAACUCCGGCUGCCCCAUCGAUCUCGUUUACAAGAAGGGUGGCGGAUGUGGACUCAUGACCAGAACCAGCAAGUUUGAGCAGAUUGUGAGAGGGAUGAAUUCAGUGCUGGACGUUCCUCUAACAGUGAAGAUCCGCACAGGAGUCCAGCAGAACAGCAACAUCGCACACAAGCUGAUCCCCGAGAUGAAGAAGUGGGGCGUUUCACUCAUCACGCUGCACGGACGCUCACGCGAGCAGCGAUACACCAAACUGGCGGACUGGGAUUAUAUCAACACGUGUGCGCAGCUCGCCGCUCCAGUGCCGCUGUUCGGUAACGGUGAUAUUCUGUCAUAUGAAGAUGCCAUGAAGGCCAGAGAAACAGGAGUGUCGGGGAUCAUGGUGGCCAGAGGAGCGCUGAUCAAACCGUGGCUCUUCACUGAGAUCAAGGAGACUCGGCACUGGGAUAUCUCCUCCACCGAGCGUCUGGACAUCCUGCGGGAUUUCACACACUUCGGCCUGGAGCACUGGGGCUCCGACACUCAGGGUGUGGAGAAAACACGCAACUUCCUGCUGGAGUGGCUCUCCUUCCUGUGCAGGUAUAUUCCUGUGGGUCUGCUAGAGCGAGUCCCGCAGAGGAUCAAUGAGCGGCCGCCGUUCUACAUGGGUCGAGAUUACCUGGAGACUCUGAUGGCCAGCCAACAUGUGGACGACUGGAUCCAGAUCAGUGAGAUGUUGUUGGGGCCGGUGCCUAAAAACUUCAGUUUCCUGCCCAAACACAAAGCCAACGCUUAUAAAUGAUGACCGGCUGCAGGGAAAAUGAACAGAAUAACAGAACAAAAGUGCUUUUGUAGUUUUAUUUAAAUCUAGUUUGAAUAUGAUUCAUGAUUUGAGUUGAAGCUACUAUUAUCAUUUCAUUUUAUUGAGUUUAAGCAGUGAGAUAUGAAUGCUGUAUGUUUUAUAAUAAAUAAAACUGGAACUGUC